AUGUCGACUGCCAGCGCCACCGUGACAGUAAGCUACCGGAAACCUGGUCUUGCUCCGCCUGUUUUCAUAGCCGGGUCAUUCUCCGAGCCUCAAUGGGAGCCCAAGGAGAUGCACUGCGUCACUGACGAAGCCGGGGAACGCCACUUUACCAUUGACGUUUUCGUCAAGCUUGGACAAGAGUAUCAGUACAGGUUCAAAGUUGGCCAUCAAGAUGGCUGGUUAUUGGAUCAACAUGCCACCAUUGUCAACGACGGCACCGCCAAGCCUUGCAAUCUUCUCAAGGUGCCAUCCACGAGCAACAUGGGCGAGCGGGCCCCUACCCCUCUCGUUGAAGCCACAGAGCGAGGCGACCAUCUUGCAGCCCUAGACAGUCAACCUAGCAUCACGGCCUCGGGGCCCAAGUUUCUGCUUUCCAACGUGCUUCGAGACAAGACCAAUGAUGGAGAAGAAAGAGUUGAAACCCGCAUCAGCCAGGUUGCUGCAGUAGGUGCAGAAAUUGACGAUACGGCUGCCGUGUUGAAUAGUUCGGUGGCGGACAGGGCGAUGGAGACGCAAGUUGAUACGCCGCUUUUUGCUCACGAAACCUUUGGUGCUUACGAGUUUGAGGACGACGGCGCUGAAGGUGACUAUUUUGGACACAAGGCAAGGUUGUUUGCUUCGGCGCCGUGGCAGCAUGAUUGCAUGCAAGAUGCAGACUUUCACGAUCCCAACCUUGUGUUAUUUCCUUCGGACAAGAUAUCUGUGCUCGACGCGUUGCGAAAGAUCCAGUCAAGCACCGUGUAUGGCCGAUCAAGCGUGGAUGACGGCCAGCAUUCUGCAUGGGCAACCUCUAGCCGAUCGAGUUUUGACUCUUUCGAAGGAAACGACUUUACCUUCAGUCCAAUGCCAACGUGGAAGCGGGACUCUGGAAAACCCCAGAGCAGCUUUGGUCGCCCGAGAUCGGCGGUGUCCUUGACUUGCAUAGACGAAGAACCAAAGACUGCGGAUGAUGCAAGCAUGGCCAUGAGCAAGCAUAUAGAUUUGCACAGUCGAGGAGAUCUUGGGUCGCGGUAA
Ustilaginoidea virens is the source of this 1053-nucleotide messenger RNA. RefSeq lists its product as uncharacterized. NCBI's taxonomy places the organism in Eukaryota, Fungi, Ascomycota, Sordariomycetes, Hypocreales, Clavicipitaceae. The transcript is spliced from 3 exons. The record is from RefSeq and is a predicted model, not a curated record. The coding region runs from base 1 to 1053 and encodes 350 amino acids.